Penicillium paradoxum is the source of this 1671-nucleotide messenger RNA. RefSeq names its product FAD-binding monooxygenase. Gene Ontology annotation, molecular function: FAD binding. The record is from RefSeq and is a predicted model, not a curated record. The transcript has a single exon. The coding region runs from base 1 to 1671 and encodes 556 amino acids. NCBI's taxonomy places the organism in Eukaryota, Fungi, Ascomycota, Eurotiomycetes, Eurotiales, Aspergillaceae.
AUGACAGGCCCAAUUGAAGAGUCUCUCGAGACACCUGUUCUCAUCAUUGGUGGUGGACCCGUUGGUCUCACCACCGCCCUUUUACUUGCCCGAUAUGGCAUCCAGAGCGUUGUCGUCGAGCGAUAUCCUGGACGACUGGGCCAGCCAAAAGCCCACGCCGUCAACCCUCGUUCUCUUGAGAUUCUCCGACAGGGCGGUCUGGACACCGUGCAACUCCGCAAAGUGGCCUCCCGCCCCGUUGACGCGGAUUUAGUCCGCUUCGGCCUCUCGCCAGUGGGGCUGGAGCUAGGCACUCUGCCAUUUGAACGACAAGGCGAAGAGAACAAAGUUAUCACUCCAGAGCCCCUGUUCAACAUCCCGCAACCAGAGCUUGAGGACUGGUUGAUGGAAGUCAUUUCCAAGAACAAGCUCAUCACCCUCAAACGCGGCUUUGAAUGGAAAUCCUGCACCGGUCCACGAGAUUCUUCCGCCGAGGUGGUCUCCCAAGUGAUCGAGAGGGCAAACCACCGUUCUGUCCGAGUCACCAGCAAAUAUCUUUUGGCCUGUGAUGGCGCCCGCUCCGGAGCGAGAGAAAAGCUGGAGAUUCCCUUCUCUCCCAUCCCCGAUGGUCCUGCCAAAGAAUCACACCACCUCACCAUUCACUUCAAGGCCGACCUGACGCAUCUGAAGUCGGGUAUUAUCUAUUACAUCUUUGGAUCUAAACAACAAGACGCCUUUCUUGCCUACGAUCGAUCCAACAGCUGGGUAUAUGUAACCAACUGGGACGGAAAUGAAGACUCCAAAGCCAAAUUCACGAAUGAAACCUGCACAACAAUGAUCAACGAAGCUAUGGGCCAAGGAUUCCCCUUUAAGAUUCUUUCGAUCACGAUGUGGACCACUCACCCCCGGAUCGCGGACUUCUACCGAUCAAAGAUCCAGCCACAGGCAUUCCUCUUGGGAGAUGCCGCCCACGCAUUCCCACCCACAGGUGGUCUCGGCGUGAACACCGGAAUUGCCGACGCCCAGAACCUGGCCUGGAAGAUCAACGCUGUGGAAAAGGGAUGGGCGGGUGAGCAACUGCUCGAUACUUACAACGACGAAAGAAGACCAGUGGCCAUGGCGAAUGCGCGUCAAAGCGCGAAGAACCAGAGAACUGUCUACAAAUUCUUCUCUGCGAGGCCUGAGGGGGUCACCGAUGAAGAUUUGGAGCGAAACACUGAAUGGAGAGAUCAAUUCGGAAUCGAUAUCGCAAAUGACGCCGAGCACUUUGAUUCGAUUAACUUGCAACUGGGUUAUAUCUAUGGUGGCAAGGCUUGGGAUGAUGUGCCAUGCAAUGAGUUCACCCCGAGCUGUGUUCCGGGUAUCCGAUUUCCCCAUGCUUGGGUGAAGUUCCAGGGCCACACUGCAUCUGCAUUGGAUCUUGUUGAUGGUCUGGGUUUCACCGUUGUGGGCUCUGCUUCGUGCUUGCCUGGCUCUGGUUCCAAGAUUGUUGAUAGCAAGACUUCUGUUGGUGUCAAUAUUGUGCGACUAGGCGAUGACUUCUCCUGUGAUGAUAAUGCCUGGCUCCAGAUAACGGGCUUGUCCGAUGAGGGCAAGGGAGUAUUGAUUAGACCUGAUCAGCAUGUUCUUGGUGAGGUGAAAUCAGAGCAGGAUGUUCAGGACUUGCUGUCUCGGUUCUUGCUUGGAAACUGA